CCGAGCGACUGAGAGAUUGGCGGCCGCGGGGUUCUGAAGCUGGAGGACCGACCAAACUGGGCUCUCGCGGAGCCGGGACCAGUGGACAUGGCUGGGACAGGUGCCCUCGUCUGCGCCUCUGCGGGGAAUGGCGCGUAACCCGGAGGAUUUCAGGGGCUAGAAGGAUUGUAGGCUGAGCUCGGAGCGCAAAUGGUCUGGGCGCUCGGAGAGGGACAGGCCAAACCCAGCGAAACCGAGAUGGCCUCCUCCGACUCCUUUCUUCCAAGGCAUGCCAAAAGUCGGUUUUGGUAAUGUUGAGGAGGGGUAGGGAGAGAGUGAUAAUUCUGAGGAAAACUUCUCUAUUAAUGAGGAAGGAUGAGCUCCAUGUGGGCAGAAUUCAAAUGAUGUGGACAGCGCUGUGAAGGAGCCACAGGCAGCCCCUAGAGCCUUAGAGAUGGCACCAAAAACCAAGAAGGGAUUGAAAGGCUCCAUAGAUGAUGUCCUUGGUGACCUCCUAGGGGAUGACAUGACAUCACCUGAGAAGCCUGUUAAACUAGCUUCACGUGCCAGAGACGCCACAGGUGUAGCUCGGGUGCUCCCUUCCUCGAGGGCUAGAACAAAGUCCCUCCUAGAAGACGAUGCCUUCAGCACCAUGGCAGGCUUUGCAGGAGCUGAUGCUGAGGUUUCAGACAUCUCUGAUGCAGACCCACAAGCUUUGCUCCAGGCCAUGAAGGAUCUGGACGAUAUGGAUGCAGAUCUCUUAGGUCUGAAGAAGUCUAAUCUAGCCUCUAGUAAAAGAGCUGCAAAGAGUUCUGGGAAAGAAGAGCUGCCUAGUGAUCCCAAUGAGAAAGGGGACGCCCUUCCCACCAAGAAGCCACCUCCCUCUCCCAACAGCUUUGGACAUCAGUACAGGAAGUUUCCCUUUGAAGACUUAGAAGACCCAUUGGCAGGACUUCUCUCCGAUGAUGAGGAAGGAAGCACCAAGAAGCCACCCAGAACGGAGAGCAAAACAGCUUCUGAAAAGAGCCCAGCCCCAGUCAGAGAUCAAGGUCCCUCUAUUCCUCUAACUCCUGAGGACACCGCCAUCCGAAAGAAAGAAGAAUUGCUGUUUGACGACGGGGACGACCUCAUGGCCACCCUGGGGUUUGGAGACAGCCCCAAAGCAGAGAGGAAGCCGACGGGAGACCAGGAAGGGCCCCGCCCCGCUCGCUCCAAGCUGGAUGAGCUGCUGGGUCGAGGCUCUGCCACCAAACUCCUGGCCCGCCCGGGCACCGGGGAGCACAGGGAGUUCAAGCUGGACAAGAAGUACCAGAGGCCUCAGGACAAAGAAGAUCCUGGGGUUGACGAGGACUUCACCUUUGGGGCCUAUCGGCCCACCGUGGGCUCCUCUGAGGGCCGGCAGUCCCGCCGGCAGUCGGUCAGUAGGUUCUUAGCAGAAAGUGGCACAGACCCCAAGGGAGAACCAGACUCCAAACAGAGCACCCCAGCAGCAUUCAGCCCCACCCACCCCAGGAAGGGAGGAGCUGACUGGUUGGGCCUCAAGGACGACGACUCGGACCUGCUCCCUCUCUCUCCCACCAGAGAGGCUCGAAGGGGAGGCUCUGCACUCUCUACCCGCUCAGUACCCCCUUCUGCGAGCCAGCAUUUUGCCCCAGGCCAGCACUCUGCCCCGGCUGGGUUGCCCUCCUCCUCCUCAGGUGCAAAGCCACCAACCAAGAGUGCAGGUUCCCCUGCCAAAGCCAGCCAGCCAUCCAAGCUGGGAGCAUCUGAAGAGAAAGAGGAGAGGGAUUGGCUGAGCCAUGCCUUGUCUCGGAAGAAGUCCCAAGGUCUGGCCAGAGAGGAGCGUGCUGCGGCCUCUAAGGGCCAGAACUUGGUGGAGGCAGUGGGCCAUCCCCCUUCCAACAGCGAACCUGUUGCUGGCACUCAGGGGCUCGAGCAAGCAGCUGCUGGAGGGACCUCAGGAAUAGCAGCACAAAAGCCACCUGCCAGGCCUGCUGGCGUGGGGUCCCCUGUGACUUGGAACCACGCCGCCUUUGUCCUCCGUGCAGGUGACCCAAAGAGGGGAACAGCCCCUGGAGACCUCUCCGAGCCUGUGGUUGGUUUCCCGAGCUCCCAGGAACCCACAGGGCUUUCUGUGCCUGUCCAGUCCCUGCUCCCGGAGUCCCCGGCACGGAGCCUAAUGCCAGGCACAGAAUACCAGAAGCAGCUCCUGGCUGCACAGGCGCAGCUUCAGAGUGGCACUGCUGAGCUCCAGGCUGAGCUUCUGCAGAGCCAGGCCCGGCUGGCAGAGCUAGAGGCCCAGGUGCGGAAGCUGGAGCUGGAGCGGACGCAGCACAAGCUGCUACUGGAGAGUUUGCAGCAGCGACACCAGGAAGACCUGGAACUCAUCGAGAGUGCUCACAGAAGCCGCAUCAAGGUGCUAGAAACAUCAUACCAACAACGGGAAGAGCGGCUGCGGAGAGAGAACGAGGAGCUGUCCACCCGGUGUCUGUCGCACUGCCAGGAAGCCGAGCAGGCUCACGCCGAGCUCACAGCCCAGCACCAGCGGCGCCUGGCAGCCACCGUGCAGGAAAAGGACCAGGAGAUGGAGCGGCUCCGGGAGCUGCAGCGGGCCUCCAUCCUGGAGAUGCGCAAGGACCACGAGGAGCAGCUGCAGCGGCUGAAGCUGCUGAAGGACCGGGAGAUUGACGCCGUCACCAGUGCCACUUCCCACACACGGUCCCUGAAUGGUAUCAUCGAGCAGAUGGAGAAGUUCUCCAGCAGCCUGACUGAGCUGUCCUCCCGCGUGGAGGCCUCCCACCUCACCACCACCCAGGAGCGGGAGCUGGGGAUCCAGCAGCGGGACGAGCAGCUCCGAGCACUGCAGGAGAGGCUGGGCCGGCAGCAGCGGGACAUGGAGGAAGAGCGGAGCCGACUCCAAGAGGUCAUUGGGAAGAUGGAGGUGCGCCUGAACGAGCAGAGUCGGCUGCUGGAGCAGGAACGCUGGCGGGUGAGUGCCGAGCAGUCCAAGGCAGAGUCCACGCAGCGUGCUCUAGAGGAGCAGAGGAAGGUCAUGGUCCAGCAGAUCGCCAUGGAGCGGGAGGAGUUGGAGAGGGCCAAGAGUGCCUUGCUGGAAGAGCAGAAGUCUGUCAUGCACAGGUGUGGAGAGGAGCGGCGGCGCCUGGCAGCCGAGUGGGCUGAGUUCUUUGCACAGCAGAAGCUGAGUAAGGAGCGGGCCGAGCGUGAGGCAGAGCGGGCGCUGCAGGUGGAUACCCAGCGGGAGAGCACCCUCAUCAGCCUGGCCAAGGAGCAGGCGGAGCUAAAGAUCAAGGCAAGCGAGCUCCGGGCCAAGGAGGACCAGCUGGCGGCUGAGAGGGAGGCCCUGGAGCGGGAGCGGCAGGAGCUGCGGCUGGAGAAGGAGAGGGUCAGCGCCGCCGCCCUGCGCACACGGCUCCGCGCCGAGGAGGUGGAGAGCAUGAGCCAGGUGGCCUCAGAGAAGUAUGAGGAGGGGGAGCGGGCGUUGCGCGAGGCCCGGCAGGUGCAGUCAGAGCAGCAGGCCCGACUACAGCUGGUGCAGCAGCAGCAGGAGCGGCUGCGGCAGCAGGAACAGCACGUGCACCAGGCAAGGCUCCUCCCCACUCUGGCUCCCCCACCCCCACCAACCCCACCAGCCUCCCAUUCCCACGGCUGUGUCCUUCUGCUCUGCGGACAGGAGCAUCUGAGUCUGGCCCAGCAGAGGCUGCAGCUGGACCAUGUCCGACAGGACCUGCCUUUUGGCCCCAUGGGGCUGCUCCCUAGGACCCAGGGCCUGGCAGCCUCUGGCCUGAGUGCCUUUUCAGCCGUCGUGGCUUCUGCUCCCACCGCUCCUCAGUGUAGCCAGCCUCCGGCCCGCCUGGGCCCCUCAUACCUCCACGCCAAGCUGGUGCUGCUGAAACACACAGCUGAGCAGGACCGUGACUUCUUGGAGAAUGAACAGUUCUUCCUGGAGACCCUGAAGAAAGCCUCCUACAAUAUGACAUCACAUUCAGCCUGAAGGGCCUCACUGCCUCCUCAAUGGAGGCCUCAGACCUGAGAACUCUCUCCCACCGCCCCGCUGGCUGCCAGCUCCAAGGAGGGGGUGCCCAGGGAAAGCUCUGCGAUGCCCAGGGCCUGAUUACAGCUCUUUCUGUGGACAGGGUACAAGUGUUCUUUCUGAGUGCUCCAGCCCAGGGGGUUCAAGGCACAACGGCCUCUGGGGAACCAUGACACCAAAGGUGUCUCAGUCCCACAACACUGUCGGCCACGGCUUUGGCUCCCUUGCCCACAGAUGUCCAGCUCAGAUCCGAGGGUGUGACUGGGCUCUGGGUCUCUCCCCUCCUUGUCAGGCAGAGGGUUUGUGGAUCUUUUCUCCUGGGCCUCUUCUGAGGCAGGGGGUCUUGAGGGAUGCCACAAGCAGCCUCUUGCCCUCCCCGCCUGAGAGUCUGGCAGACAGCACAGGGUCUCCUCCCUAAUGGGGACAUAAGAGUCAGGCCAUACAUUUUGAAGGGCCUUCUAGCCUCAGGGCCGAGGGGGUGGGACGUGAUGCGGGGGCAGUGAGGGUGCCACACCCAGCCAGGUUUUCUCUCGAAGUCUGACAGGCUCUUGGGACUCAGCCAGCCCUUCAUGCUCUCAGGUUGGCUCACACACAGUCCCCGCCUUGUUCCCAGCUGCCUGAUAACUGACUUGCUCGCACGGACGCUGACCUCAUCGGCUUCUUCUAAGAGGCUCCCCAGAGGCAGGAGUAGGGGGCUGUGGGUGACGGUGGGGGUGUGAGGAGGGACAAGAGAGAAGGUGUCUCUCUGGCUGUUCACCUGUCAUGAAGCCACAGCCAAGUGCAAAUGAUGAUAGAGCAAGAGCCUCUGCCCUGGGAGGAUACGCAGCGCUGGGGAACCGUGAGGGGCUGCACCCAGACUGCGGCCUGGUGGGGGUGGCCUUUACUUUUCUCCACGUGUAGGUGGUGGGCCAAGUCCAGUUGGAAGGGUGCCAGGAGAGGGGCAGGGAGGUUGGUAGUUGUCCCCAGCUGACCCAAGGACAGAUGGACUCAACUAAUAAAAUCACAGUUACUUCUAAAGAGGCUUCUCUCAGCAAUUUAUCACCUUCCAUCAGAGGAAAACAUCAGAGUGAGCAAGCAGGAAGACAGAGGAGCACAGUGCUAAGAGGGUGUGAGCGGGCACAGUCUGGGUCUCUGCUCUUUCAGAAUGACUUUCAGAGCGAUCUUAUUUCUUUACCAACAAUUUACAGUCUUCUUCUUGGACCCAUUAAAUUGCUGUAUUCUUAA
Diceros bicornis minor is the source of this 5254-nucleotide messenger RNA. It is a transcript of the gene FBF1, whose product is annotated as Fas binding factor 1. The record is from RefSeq and is a predicted model, not a curated record. The coding region runs from base 434 to 3991 and encodes 1185 amino acids. The transcript has 30 exons. Gene Ontology annotation, cellular component: ciliary basal body; ciliary transition fiber; centriole. NCBI's taxonomy places the organism in Eukaryota, Metazoa, Chordata, Mammalia, Perissodactyla, Rhinocerotidae. Gene Ontology annotation, biological process: establishment of epithelial cell polarity; cilium assembly.